Messenger RNA from Cydia splendana, 1382 nucleotides. RefSeq lists its product as uncharacterized. Bases 151 to 966 code for a protein of 271 amino acids. Lineage: Eukaryota; Metazoa; Arthropoda; Insecta; Lepidoptera; Tortricidae. The record is from RefSeq and is a predicted model, not a curated record. The transcript is spliced from 3 exons.
UCCCGCGAACGAACAUUCGUCGCGCAACUUUCCUCCUUCAAAUUCGUCGCUAUGAGUCAGCCUCCGGCUCAACGAGAGCUUAUAUAGCGGCCAGCGUAUCCAGAUCACUUUCAUUGCCGACCGUACCGCGAUGCUGUAACCAGAGCCGAGAUGCAGUGGCUAAGCGCGAUCUGCGUGUUGACCGCGGCGGUGCACGGUGGCGGUGGAGUUACCCAAACACCUGGUCUGUCGCCAUUUUGGACUGACGACUACAAAGUCUUCGAACAAAUCUACGGAAAGACCUCCGACCGAGAACUCUACGGGUCCACCUUACCUCCUAACCAGUCCUUCGGCGUCGACUUAAGUCCCUUAAGAAACCAGGCUUCAGAGAAAAAGGAACGGUACAUCGACACCGGAGAAGACAGAGACUUGGACCAGCAACCAAGCCUAUAUUCUUUCGAUAACUAUAAUAAUCUUUUGACAAAACAGAAUAUAGAAGCGUUUGAUCCAAAGCCGACGAAACCAUCAUUCAAAUUCAUCCCUUACAAUGAUUUCACGCCAAUCAGCCAAUCUAAUGAUCCAGCAACUUAUAACUAUUAUAAAACGCUGGAAUUGUUAGAGAAGAAAAAGAAAAUCGACGCUCUAAAAAGCUUAGCAGUCAAUAAUUUCGCACAAUUCUCUAGCUACGCGACCAGCCCUGAAGACACAGAGGGGUAUAAGAGUAUCCAGGAUAUUUUAGACGCUCAUGAAGGGAAUAAAGGAAAUAAGAAGGUGAAUAAUGAGCAUGAGAAUUUGGCUAAAUAUGUGAGUUAUGGAGUGUCGAAAAGUAGAAGGAAGAAGCCAUCUUCAAAUCCAAGGUUUAUACACAGUAAUGAUCUUCAGAAACCACGAUGUGUGUCUGGACGCUGUCGCCAGAGAAACACCUCGGUUAGAGUCAGAACAGGGCCUGUUUUGAGGAAGAUUAAGCAUACCAUUAUUUCUGAUUAAACUUUUAAGCCUGAGUAGUUUGAUAAAUGUAUUUCGAUACACCUUAUUAAGAUCACCAUAUUAGAAAUAAAAAUAAUACUCGUAAUUUAUUGUAAGAUUUGACCAGAAAAAUGUGUUCUUAUAUUAUUAGGUGACAUUCGGUUGGCGACAGCAGCAGCAUUGCUGUUCGUUACUGCUCAAAGAGACACACCGUGUAGGUAACAUCACCCGCGUUAACGCUGUAGCAGUAUCGUUGCAACAUGCUGCUUGCUGCUGUGGUCACAAUCCUAAUGUAACCUUAAUUGUGCAUGCUGCCAGUAUUGUUAUUUAAUAUUUAAGGGGUUGUGUUAAUUUAUUAAUUAAAACAAGUACAAGAUGUAGAGUAGCUUUAAUCGUACUUAAUUGUAAACCUUAAAAUAAAUUAUUAUCUUUUUGAA